AUGAAACGCCUACUUAAAGCGAUUAUUGAAGAUGUAAUUAUAGAACCAUCCAAGAUUCAGCCAAUCAUUGUUAAUUUUCAAAACGGAGAACUCAAAGAUGAGGAAGCCAAAAAAAUGUCAUGUGGUUUAUUUUAUGAUGAAAAGAGAAAAAAAACAAUGUUGGCUUUAUCAAAUGGACAGAUUGUUUAUAGAGGUUAUAAACCAGAUACAAGCAAGGACUUGAUGCGUACUAUGCUUGUACUUCAUAACAAAAAAACAGGAAAAGUGAGAUUAGUUCAGGUUGAACGUUGGCAAGUGACUCCAGUUUUAGAAAAACCAAUUGUAGAAGAUAAUAAAGGUGCAGAGGAUGAAAAGAUUGCUACAUUAAACAAACAGUUUGGUUCCAAAAAGGUGAAAAGAAGAACAGAGCAAUAUGAGCGGUUAAAAGUGAAUGUAGAAUCUGUUAAAGAGCAACUAGAACAAACUGUAUCUAGUGUUGAAAUUGAUAGAAUGGAAUUAUCAACACAGUUGUCAGAUAAUGAAUAUAUUACAAAUACAACUUUGCCAGAUUGUAAUAGAGGUGCAACUAAUGUAAAUGAUGUAUAUAGUAUAUAUGAUAUUGUACCAGAAAGUAAAUUGGAGACUCUGUACAACAAUGUUACAGAAAUUUUAAAUGAACAUCCUAGUAGUUCAGAAAGAAGUUCAAAAUUCUUUAGCCAAAUGUUAAAGUAUGUGAAGUCUGAUUCAAAUAGUGUUAAAAAAACUGCAUUACUUCUUUAUAUUCAAGCAGUUGCAACAUGGUUAAACAUGCCAAUCAGGGAUGCUAAGAAACGAGGUGUUGAAGUUUGUUCAGUUUCUCAUGAUAUUAACUUGCAUGUAAUAGAUACAUACAGUGUCCAAAGUAAUCAUGGACGGAUGAGACCAACUAGUAUAAAAGAUAAAGGAGUAUUACAUUGUAUGAUUUUGGCUUUAAUAAUUUGUAACUUUUCACUAGAUUUGGAAUUAUUUUCAACUAUAUUUAGUCAUCGUAUAGGUCUAAAAAAAUUGACAGACCUUGCCAGAAUUAUUGGUGCAUUACCUAAUAAGGAGGAUAAGAAAAUUGUUACUCUAAAAGUUCCAUUGCCAGCACCUGUAUCUGUUGUAAAAAAGGGAAAGAAAAAAUAGUUAUAACAUGGGUAUAAUUUUUACUCUAACAUUGUUUUCCCACAAA
Messenger RNA from Eufriesea mexicana, 1189 nucleotides. Its product is annotated as DNA-directed RNA polymerase I subunit RPA49. The coding region runs from base 1 to 1143 and encodes 380 amino acids. The transcript has 5 exons. Lineage: Eukaryota; Metazoa; Arthropoda; Insecta; Hymenoptera; Apidae. Gene Ontology annotation, molecular function: DNA binding. Gene Ontology annotation, biological process: DNA-templated transcription. The record is from RefSeq and is a predicted model, not a curated record.